This is a messenger RNA of Calliphora vicina (urban bluebottle blowfly), 1825 nucleotides long. Its product is annotated as GATA zinc finger domain-containing protein 14. The record is from RefSeq and is a predicted model, not a curated record. NCBI's taxonomy places the organism in Eukaryota, Metazoa, Arthropoda, Insecta, Diptera, Calliphoridae. The transcript has 2 exons. The coding region runs from base 1 to 1794 and encodes 597 amino acids.
AUGAAGAGCAGACAAUUGAGUAACCGGUUAUUGGUGUCCAUGGUAUUAGUUUGCUGUUGCCAACAAAUCUGGGCAGGCUUGGUGGUAAAAGGAGGAAAAACAAAAAAUUCUACUAUUACGACGAAGGCUACCAGUCAGACCACAAAACAACCCAAAGUCCAACAUAAGGCCAAGACAACUACAACCACUACGCCCACACCAGAGCUAGAAACCACAACCUUGCCAGCUGACUUGGAUUUAGAUGGACGCAGUGCUUUUAUUAACAAUCAGUAUGUAGAAAAUUCAGAACCCAUACCGGAUACUUCACCGCCUCUGUAUGAACUUUUGCAACAACAAAUGGAAACCGUACUAUCAAAUACAGGAGGAAAUAUACAUGUGUAUGCCAAUGAUUCACCCCAAAUGAAAGAGGCCUUAGACAAUGAAGCUACCGAGACCCAAAAACCUCCUGGAAAACCAAUAUUUGGCUAUGAUAUGGGUCAAUUUGAUGACUAUGAUGAGGAGGAGACAAGUGAAUAUGAAGGUGAAUAUAUACCCGAUAAUUGCGAAGAUACUCAAGAAAGUCUGGGAGAUAAUGAGGGUGACAAUGGUUAUGCUGGAGCAGCACAAUUAAGUCACUCCAAUUCACCAGUUUUACAAACUAAUUAUGGGCAAACGAAUGUAGAAAAUUCCGAGCCAAAUAUAUAUGAACACUCCACACAAAAUAAGCCCUAUGAUUCCUCCAAUUAUGCGCCACAGAGUAGUAACGAUCAGGGAGCAGCAUAUGGCAGCAAUAAUCAAAAUAAACCUAAUGAUUCUUCGAAUUAUGCAGCACAAACUAGUAACAAUCAGGGAGCAGGAUAUGGCAACAAUAAUCAAAAUAAACCUAAUGAAUCCAACAAUUAUGCCGCACAACAAACUAAUACAAAUCAGGGACAAUCGUAUGGUAAUAAUACUCCACAAAAUGGUUACGCAUCCACAAAACCUAUGCCGCAACACAAUCACAAUAAUAACAAAGCUGGUAAUAAAGCGGCAACCAAACCCAAACCUUCCAGUCAACAUAAUUCCCCAAGUAAUUAUGGCCAAACAAAGCCCAACGAACAAUACCAGCAACCGCAGCAACAUCCAGCAAAUCACUAUGUUCAGUCCAAACCCAUGGAGCACUAUGGUCAUGCCAAUCAAAAACCUUUAACAAAUCAAAAUUCUUAUGGCAAACCCCAACAGCAACAGAAUCAAAAGCCUUAUUAUAUCACAGGAAAACCCCCACAAAAUCUAUAUAGCAAUCAAAAACCAUCUGGAAAUAAUAAAGCCUCGGCAAUUCCUUUAACACAACAAACUAAAACGGGUUACAGCAAACCAAAUCAAGGUUCCAACAGCAAACCCUCUUAUAGCAAUAACUAUCCUACAACAACUUCCACGUCAUUUAAUAAUAAUUCCUACAAUAAUUCGGAGUCCUUAAGCUCCCCAUAUGGCAGCUUUAAUCCCUUAACAACCUCCCCUUACACUCAUGGCAGCAGUUCUAAUACCCUAAAUCCUUCUUUGGCCCCAAAUUUCUCAUAUGGCAAUACUAAUACGGUAACCUCAUCGCCAUUUUCCGGUAAUAAUAAUAAACUUCCCCAUAAUGGCCAAAAACGACAUUUAACCUUUAGAACUGUGUCCUCAUCUACGCAAUAUGUUUCAACACCUUUGGCGGAUUUAAUGUUCAAAUUUUCAAUAGGCAUGGCCAAGUCCUCGAACUCGAAACUGGGCAAUAAUUCUGUAAAUAAUCAAGCGCAAGUUUUUAAUGUAUUAAAUGAUAUUGAUGCCAAAACUGAAUAAAAUAAAAAGGAAUUAAAAAAAGUGUUCAAAA